Mesorhabditis spiculigera is the source of this 441-nucleotide messenger RNA. Lineage: Eukaryota; Metazoa; Nematoda; Chromadorea; Rhabditida; Rhabditidae. The record is from the annotation of a GenBank genome assembly.
AUGCUCUACCGCCUUGCCACGACCGCCAUAUUUUAUGUGCUGAUAUCGGCGGAUAUUUAUGAAUAUCCUUCUUCGGUGUGGGACGAGAAGACAUGGGCCAAAGACGAUCUCUACUCCACAUGCACUCUUCGCUUCACAAAGGACUGGCACCAACGGGGAUGUGCUCAGGCGGUGAACUAUACCACGCGGAAUCAUCUCGACAAAAUAUUUGUGAAAGUAGGGCUGACGCUGGAGGAUGGGACGUUCAAAUCGAUGUGUCUGCGCCCGUUCGUCAAUCAUAUCAAGUUCUAUCAGAAAGUAGUCGGCGAGCUGUAUGUGGUUCCCGGGCUGGCGUUCCCCUACUGCCGCUUCAAAUACACGCAAAAGGAGAAUGAGGGACCGUGGCUCGCCGCGUUCUCCAUCUCCCCUAGGGCCGUUGUGGGACCCAGUUUGGGUGUUGAU